UCACCCGCCUCCAUCCUGAAUAAAUGAAAUCCUCGUUCGCCUGCACAGCAUACUGAGAUAUGCUGGGCUGCAAGUUAAUUUCUUUAGAAGAAAAGCAACAAAGCGAUUAAUAAAUUUCAAAAUGUGCGAUUAAUUAGUCAUUUUUUGGGAUCUAUUGACCUAAUAUAAAUGUAUAGACACAGUGUGCUUGUUUUCAUCACGUCUACUUUAACUUUGCUUUCAAGCUUUUGAGUUUAAAUUCCCAGUUGGAUUUGUUGUUGUUGCCAAAGGUGUUAUAAAAGAAGGUGUAGAGGGACAACAGCCUUUGAUGGGGGUGUAGCUUCUUCACCGUGUAAACCUUCCUUCUGUAUGCAUUCAUGGUGUGACACUGACAAAGAAGAAUUUGAGGAGAAAGGUAUGACAAGUACUUAUCUUAUUAUGGACAAUGUUUCUGUGGUAAGAUUCUUCAUUCUAUCAGGGUUAAACGAGACAAAUGAUUACAGAGUAACACUCUUUACAUUCACUUUACUGUAUUACUGUAUGAUUUUGUUUUUCAAUAUUUCUAUCAUCAUGAUUAUCAUCUUGGAUCAAAACUUACAUGAACCCAUGUACAUUUUAUUGUGUAGUUUUUGCAUGAAUGGUCUUUAUGGGACCACGUGUUUCUACCCCAAGUUCCUCUUAGAUCUGUUUUCUUCCUCUCAACAGAUUUCCUAUGAAUGGUGCCUUUUACAGGCUUUUGUCAUGUAUUCGUUUGCUUGUUGUGAGGUAUCCAUCCUAGCAGUCAUGGCCUAUGACAGAUAUCUGGCUAUAUGUCGACCUCUUCACUACCAGUCUGUCAUGACAAAGAGGAAGGUCUCCCAGCUUAUAUGUUUCUCCUGGUUCACACCUUUCUGCAUCUUUUCCAUCAAUGUUCUGCUGACGUCAAGACUGAAGUUAUGUGGCGUAAAGAUUGACAGACUGUUUUGUGUGAACUGGGCAAUUGUUAAACUUGCUUGCUAUGAAUCUGACACCUUUUCGAACAACAUUACUGCAUAUUUUACAUUAAUCAUAUAUUUAUCUCAGGGAUUAUUCAUAAUCUGGACCUAUAUGUAUCUUAUUAGAACGUGUGUGAAGUCCAAGAAUGAAAGGGUGAAGUUUAUGCAGACGUGUGUGCCUCAUUUAGCCUCUUUAUUUACGUUCAUUGUUGCAGUUCUUUUUGAUUUAAUGCAUAUGCGAUUUGGCUCAACAGAUUUACCUCAGAGCCUUCAGAACUUCAUUGCUAUGGAAAUCCUCCUCUUGCCUCCUGUGAUGAAUCCUCUAGUCUAUGGAUUUAAAUUGACGAAGAUACGAAACAGAAUUUUAGGCUGCGUUUUUUUGCAAGAAAAUUAUCGUCAUUGAGGUCAAUCUCAAUUAAAUCAAUUGAGAGAAAUAAAUUCAUGUUUGAUGUUUUUGUUUGAGGAUAUAUGAAUAUGUCUGCAGAAUAUCCCAAUCUGCUCUCCACGACUGAUGAAUAAAACCCUCAAUGUAUGUUGAUUAACAAAGCGUUUCCAAAUUCAGUGUUGGUUGAAGAUCCAUCUUUAACUUUUAUGUGUAUGAAUCAUAUGCUACUUGUUAAAUGUAUGACCAAAUGGACAUUUUAAUCUUAUGUUCCAUACACACAAUGCAAUUAUUGUCAACCAGAAAAAAUGGUAAAUAUAGUGCACAAGAGUGUCAUGGACCUACACCCCACAAUCAUAUUUCUAGAUAAAAAAAAUUGAAAACUAGACUAACUGUUGCACUGUGUAACAGAAUCAACCCACCUAAGAAUGUGGAUUGCAUGGCAGAAUGACACACAAAACUAAAUGCUCCCAGUAGAGUGCAGAUGAAUGGCAGGUGUGACUGCAUCAAUCUGGCUUUAAUGUUCAAUUGAACGUAUACAAAUCAAAGUUAUCUAUCUUUCUGUCACGGCAGCAACCGGAUGCAUGAUUCUCACACAAGCAUCUCAACCAACCAACAUACACUCUCUCUCUUUUCUAUCCAUGAAGCUGUUUGCACCAGCCUCCCGCAGGCUUGAGUCUCAGGUGUGUCAGCUCCACUCUGAGGCUGUAAUUUGGCUUUAGCUCCAGAAAUGGCAUA
This is a messenger RNA of Gasterosteus aculeatus aculeatus (three-spined stickleback), 2073 nucleotides long. RefSeq names its product olfactory receptor 4E1-like. Gene Ontology annotation, biological process: detection of chemical stimulus involved in sensory perception of smell; G protein-coupled receptor signaling pathway. Gene Ontology annotation, cellular component: membrane. Gene Ontology annotation, molecular function: odorant binding; G protein-coupled receptor activity; olfactory receptor activity. Lineage: Eukaryota; Metazoa; Chordata; Actinopteri; Perciformes; Gasterosteidae. The record is from RefSeq and is a predicted model, not a curated record.